AUAUCUACCAGUUUAUAACUACACGUGAUGACUAUCAACCAAGUGGCUACACGGAGCUCUCGACAAAUGGGGGAAGAAAUGGCGUCCAAGAUUGAAGAGGGCUCCGAUAGAGGUACAGAUGGAGUUGCUGGAACGCCUAAAGAAGCAGCUCUUCGAGAGCUCAUGAAUAGAACGAAAUAUCCGAUUCGGCAGUUCAACGGGCAACGAAGAUAUGGACCUCCACCGAGUUGGGAUGCACCACCCCCUCCACGUGGAUGUGAAGUUUUUGUAGGCAAAGUUCCUCGUGAUUUGUACGAAGAUGAAUUGGUUCCAGUAUUUGAAACUUUUGGCAAAAUCUACGAGGUCCGACUCAUGAUGGAUUUUAACGGACAAAAUCGCGGAUACGCUUUCGUUGUUUACACUAACAAGGAAGACGCCAAGAAAAGUGUCAAGGCUUUGAACAAUUACGAAAUUCGCAAAGGGAAAUGUAUUGGAGUUUGUAGCUCGGUAGACAAUUGCCGGCUUUUUGUCGGAGGUAUUCCCAAGAAGGUUAAGAAGGACGAGAUCAUGAACGAAAUGAUGAAAGUUACAGAAAGCGUUGUGGACGUAAUUGUUUACCCUUCGGCGCAGGACAAGACGAAGAACCGAGGGUUUGCUUUCGUCGAGUACAGCUCGCAUCGCGACGCUGCUAUGGCCAGGAGAAAACUCAUGACGGGUAAAAUACAGCUCUGGGGACAUCAAAUCGCCGUUGAUUGGGCUGAGCCAGAGCAAGAAGUUGACGAAGAAAUUAUGGAUCAGGUGAAAGUUCUCUACGCCCGAAAUCUCCUAUUAAGCACGACGGAAGACACGAUAGAACAAGUUUUCAGCAAAUUUGGCGAUGUUGAACGAGUUAAGAAGAUCAAAGAUUACAGUUUUAUUCACUUUCGAACGAAGGAACAAGCCAGAGCAGCUCUGGAGGCAAUGAACGGUGAAGAAUUGGAUGGAAAUGAAAUUGAAGUAACCCUUGCCAAGCCUGUGGAUAAGGACCAUCGCCAAGCCAAAGCAGCGGCAAAAGCAAUCAUGACGGCAACAACAUACCCCAGCUUAGCUCCAUAUGAGUACUCGGCAAGCACGGUACCUGGAUAUGGUUUCCCAGCUUAUGGUAGUCAGUACUUUAUGUAUGGAGCUCCCAUGACAACAGGAGUGGGAGGUGUGAGGCCUCCUUUUGGAAUGGUAAGAGCAAGAGGACGAGGACGUUCAGCUGCUGGUAGCAGGGCAGCAGGAAAUAAGGGAGUGUAUUUACCUUCUCCAGGUGGAUAUUCAUUCAAUGGUUUUAGGAGCUACUACCCAGCAGUGCGAGGAGGCUGGUAUGGGGAUGGUUACAACAAACGAGGAGGAAGACAGGAGGAACGUAUGUUUGAUCUGGUGCCGGGAAUGGAGUUGACACCCACUAACCCCAUGACAUUGAAGCCACAUGCCCUGAAAUCACCAGCUCAGGUUCUAGAAGAUGUGUGUCAGAAGAACCAGUGGGGUAGCCCUGUGUACACAUUGCACAGUACUGUGGGACCACAGGACAUCCAGCUUUUCCUUCACAAGGUAUCCAUUCCAGGAUUGGCUACUCAAUAUCAGCCUCCUAAGCUGUGCCGCACAGUAGAAGAGGCCAAGAGCUAUGCUGCUGAGUACACACUUCAGCAGCUUGGUGUGCCAAUAGAGGUAGUGACUACCACAGCAGCAACGGAUAUCCCACCCACUACUGGAACCCCAGUUCCGUCUACAGCAGCGUAUGCAGCCCGUCCUUUACCCCCAGGGGCAUACAGCCUCCCGAAUUCUGGCCGUCCAAUCAGUAGCGUAGAUGGAGGUUCUUAUCCUUCUGGCUAUGUACCCAUCAGUAAUGCCCCUACCAGUGUGGCACCGCCAGCAGUCGUUGCCAAGAUGCAGGGGUCAUGGCCGGGAGGGGUACCUCCUACUCAAGAUGGAGGAAUGUAUGGAGGUUAUGAUGGAUACCCAACCAGUGAACAAGGAGGCUAUCCGCAAAACAUUUACCCACAGUACUAGGUGCUUCAAUUUGUUAAGAUAAAUAAUCACGUAUAUGUUAUUAGGAAGCAAAAUAUGCACAGGGUACAUGUACUUUGUCAAGAAUUCUAAGAAUUUUGGGUCAGUCAAGUGUCUGAUCAUAUGAGAGAUCAAGAGGCAUUUUGUUUUCUCUGCAAUGGGUUGCAUUCUCCAGAACGUGAUUCUUGGUCUGGUUUGGAAGCUAGAUGUAUCUUGUGCAUCUUUUGUCUUUGCCUAAAUGGGAGUGGGUGGAGGCAUGAAUUUGUUCUUUGAACAAUGUGUAUGGCUAAAUGUCAAGUUGAAAAACUGGGAACGCCAGGAAUAUUUCUGGGUUGCUCUCAUUUCAAGAUUAACAAGCCAACCAGACACAAGAUUACAAAACUGUAAUUAGUGUAUGGUUUUGGGUUUCCUUUUGUGUAAUGAUUGCAAAUGUGAUUGGUCAUGGCACAAGAAAUGUUCCAGAAAUAUUUCAGUGGUUUACAGUUUUUAAACUUUAUUGGUAAUGUUAUGUUCUUCUUUGCUGAUGUUAUGUCAUAUGUACACGUAGAAUGUUUCCUGUAGGUUAAUGUGAUCAGGCCUUUUUUUUUGUCAUCUUGGGGUGAAUCGGUAGUAGUAUGUUGGAAUCAAAUUGAAGCUGUUUACAGUAAAAAAAAACAGCUAUGUCAGCUUAUUAUUUUGUCUGAUUAUUACUAGCUUUAUGAUCUGUUUUGUAAAAAAGUGCUUUUGCAUUGCUCAAGAUCAUGGUUUUACAGAAUUUUAAGAAGAAUUUCCAAGAGUCAAACAAAACGUAUUUCAAUAUUAUAAAUUUAUUCGUACUUGCGUCCUGUUUGCUAUUUUAUUGUCUUGUUUCUAUAUCCAUUUUAAGUCGUUUCAAGAACAGAAAGAGAGAGAGAGAGAGAGAGAAAGAAAAAGAAAGAAAAAUUUUAGUUUAUAUUUUUGUUAGAGAAACUCAGAUAUUUAUAGACAAACACAAGGCUCGUUGUUGGUUAUUAUUAUAUGGAACUAAAAUUGCCUGUCAGAUAGCUGGUGUAAAUACUAAAACUAUUCUGCCACACAUGUUGCCACAUACUGCAGGGAUAUUGUGCGAGUGCUCUUGUCCGAGUUAAAAGUGAAAUUAAAAAUUUUUGAGGCCUGUAACUGUUGAGAUCUUUUUUCUGUUAAAAUGACGGUCGUUUGAAGCUUUCUGUCGGAGUGUAAGCGAUGAAUUUAAAGGUGUAGGCAAACUGAAAGUAUUCAUAGAAUAUGAUUUGAAAUCCAAUCCUGUCGUGAGAGAAAUGACGGACAACACUCUAGCACAAUAUUGUGUACAAUUUUACACAAUGUAUCGUUCAUCAAAGCACUGUAUAUUUUCACUUCAAGGUACCCUGUCAUUUCGUGUACAGUUGAACGAACGAACGAAUCAUAUCUUAUCUUAAUCCGCUUGGAGCUUCCUUGAUUCUGAACAAGAGGUGAAAAGGAGGGCUCAAGGAAAUCGAGUGUAGAUCCUAAUUACGAAGAACUCAACGUUAGCAGCCCAGGUUAAACACGUACGGAUCUUAAAUUCACUGUCAAUGUAGCCCGGAUCACUCGACAGAGGGCAACAAAAGCGGUUAGUUUCUUAGUCAGUUGCUGAAAGAAAAGUUAAAUUGAAAGAUUUUUUCGAGCCUUCUGAGACCCUCUUGUUCUUCGAGAUUGCAAGGGUUGAUCGAUUCUGGUGUCAAAUCUACUUUGUUUAUAGGACGAUUAUUCUGAUAUUGCUGAAGGAAAUCGGCGAUAAAAUUCACCAGAGAUAAGAUCGGAAUUGGGAAGUAUAAAAGCUUUAUUUCGCGUGACAAAUUCAAGUUCCAUUAAAAAAACCAACACAUGCUGGUCUAUUUACAAUUUUCCAAGCGGUGCCGAAUCACUGAGCCUGAUUUUCGUACGAUGUAGCGUAGGAUAGUGAGUAGUACAUUUAUUCUAUCAAUUAGGUGAUAUAACGCUUGAUUUCUUGAUAUGAGUUAAUGUUAGGAAGUAAAUUUGAUGGGAAGAGGGCGAGUACUUGAUAAGAGAGGAGAAACUCACACCAAAUUUUUUUUCCUGUAGUUUUGUUAGUUUGUAAUUUGUUUUUUUCAAGUCUUGUUCAAUUAUUAUUGUCCAUGUUUUUUAAACCACCGAGGCUUUCAUUCCAAAAGGCAGUUUCCUUUUUAUGUUACGUGGACCCUAGCCUUUAGUCUGGAACUUUAGUAGUGAAAUUUAAUGUUACUGAACUAGUUUUAUUUCCGUCGUAACUUGUUGCUCGAUAUGCCCAAUUUCUUUUUUGUCCUUAAGGUUUCAGCUUCCAGAAAGAUAUCUUUUUUUCCUUACGAUUCUUUUCAUGUUUCAUUUUGUCAGUUGUGCUUUUUUUUUUCGCACCGUCAGGGAUUUGUGAGUUUCGCUCCACUCUGAUGAGUAUGCAUUUAGGAAGGCAACCUUCAUGGGAGGGCAGAUGAAUAACUGAGUUAGCUGCUCUAGAGAAGCUUGGCGAGUGAUGUCAACAAUAAUUGCCACCAAGGCUAGAGUUAUUUCACUGCAGGAUUGGGAAGUUGAAUGAAAUUAAAACAGAUCAUGAGUAAUACGUAGAGAAAUAGUUAUUAAUGUAGUACAAUUAGAGAGCAAAUGACGGUACAAUAAGCCACUAAUAAAAUUCUACAUAUGGUACCGUG
Molecule: messenger RNA, 4670 nt
Organism: Pocillopora damicornis (cauliflower coral)
Lineage: Eukaryota; Metazoa; Cnidaria; Anthozoa; Scleractinia; Pocilloporidae
Product: APOBEC1 complementation factor
Molecular function (GO): RNA binding
Source: RefSeq, a predicted model, not a curated record